Molecule: messenger RNA, 1338 nt
Organism: Aspergillus homomorphus CBS 101889
Lineage: Eukaryota; Fungi; Ascomycota; Eurotiomycetes; Eurotiales; Aspergillaceae
Product: S-adenosyl-L-methionine-dependent methyltransferase
Exons: 3
Coding region: 265-1338 (357 amino acids)
Biological process (GO): methylation
Molecular function (GO): S-adenosylmethionine-dependent methyltransferase activity
Source: RefSeq, a predicted model, not a curated record
UGUGCGGUAUGGCCUAUGAACUUUCUGUUGUUUUCACCUUCUCUUCCCUGAAUAGCGAAUGCAUAAUCUUCCUCUCAAUCUCGUUGCGAACCCCCGAAUAUCGCGAGCGGACUGCCGCGUAACUCGCCGAUGUAUACUACGUUCCGACUCUGGGGGAGACGACUGUGGCAUGUUUCAGUCACACAUAUAUGAGAGACUACGUCCCUCCCCAAAGAGCAUCAACUAUCAAAGCAAGUCUCUGAUAGAACCCGAUACUUCUAAACCAUGGCCCCAGCAAAGACCGUCUCCGCCAACGAUGUGCCCAUGCAUGGCAAUGGGUUCUACAGCCCCAACUCGGCGCUGCAGCGCUCUGCCAUGCUCAGCGCCUUGCCGCUGCUUGCGUUUGCCGCAGCAGGCGCAGCGCAAGCCGGCCAAAGCCAGCGACCAUUCACUGCGCUCGAGUUUGGGUCUGCCCACGGCAACAACUCCAACAACAGCCAUCAGCCAUUCGCCACGAUUCUCGAAUCCCACCAAUUACCCACCAACCGAGAGAUCCAACUGAUCUUCAACGACCGCCCCGCCAAUGAUUCCCACGCCCUCUCGACCAACCUCUCGACCAUGACCUGGCCCGCAGCCGCGGGCAACACAGUGGACGUCGCCUUCUCCCUUUUGGCCCUGCACCACCUCGACCGCGUCACCCCAGUGCCCCGCGAGGGCCCCAUCCCAACGCACGAGGUCCUGCAAGCGGAACUCCGCGCGCAAGCUUACGCCGAUCUGCUUGCCUUCCUCAAGCACCGGGCGCGUGAGAUUGUCCCAGGUGGUGGCCUGGUUCUCUCAUUAGUAAGGCAGGAGCUCGGCCCCAACGGCGAGGAGAUGGUUAACUACGCGGCGCCCGUCAAUGCGUGCCGGUCGGUGUGGAUCGAGAUGCUGCAGCAGGGAGUGUUGAAUCCGGCUGUUGCUAACGUGUUCGAAGUGCUGGCGUAUAACCGGACGAUGGCGGAUGUGCAGCGCACGCUGGCCGAGUCAGCUGUUGGAGAGAAAUGGACGGUCGAGGAGGUGUUCGAGAGGUGCGUGCUGCAUCCGGCGAUGGAGGAGGUGAGGAUUCGCAAGAACAAAUCGCCUGAGGAGGACGAGGCGCAUACGACUUGGUAUGCGAAGACGGUCGUGGACUGGCUUAUGGCUGUUGUGGCGGGGUAUUUUGUCAAGGCGUUGAAGGAUGGCAUGGGCAUUGAGGAGCCCAAGGUCGUUGAUGCGCUGUUAAAGGAGUGGGUGGACCGGACCACCGUCAAGUUCUUGGAGAGCCAUCGCGAUGAGGAGGUCCCUUGUUGGUUCGUUUAUGCGCGGUUGAACAGGAAGUAA